AUACCUCGAUGAGAUGAGUACUGGCGACUGGUCAUGGGCACAAGAACGCAGGUCUCGUUCGUCCUCCGCAUCUUUCCCCCAACCUCAACUCCUCCUCCUUCUUCUCCUCCACCUCCUCGCCGCCUCCUCUAUCUCCUCCCACCAUCCACCAUCCCCGGGCUUAUCGGUCUCUAGCCGGGUCUUUUUGCACCGUGUCCUGCUCUGGCAUGCGGGGCAGACGCCACUGCUAAGCUUGUUUAAGCAUAACGGGCGGUUCUCCCUCUACGGCCCUAGGCCUCACCAGCCUCUAGGCCGCUCCAAGCAAAUCUGCAGCUCCAACAAGUCGGCCUUUGCUUGUUUUUCCAGCCCAAGGCUCGUCGCUUAGUCCAGCCAAGCCGCCCGCUUGAACCACUCAAAGCCAGUGCUUCACAAAAUCCAAUGUUGCAUCCAUGCCGCUUCCAUGACAAGAUCUGCUGUCAAACCUGCCUGCUCUCUGCGAGCCACCGCCCUCUCCCCAACCCCACCGCUGGCCAAACACAGUAUGAGCUCCAGAAAAAUGUGUGCGACCAUCACCAUCAGGGUUGCCACUCGCUUCGGACAAAACUCCUGUUCUAGUCCCUGCGCGGCUUCUACCCCGGCAAUCGCAUGGCUCCCAGUAACUCUACAAAGAGACCCGCUGCCCUCCUAAAGACGCUCUUUGAUCUUCUUCUUCCCCCGGAUUUUCGUCAUCGCAUCUCUUCCCGAUAAGUCGUUCGUCCUCGUCGUCAUCAUGCGGUUCGAUAUAGACGGGUCCAAUGAAAAGGCCCAGCAUGCCUUCAACGACACGACUGGCAUGGGCGAACACCAGCUGGGCUAUGACCCAGAUCUGGCCCACCCAGCGGCCGGCUACAGAGACGGCGAGGUAGCUGUGCUCCCGCCAGGAGUGUCCGAACGCAAACUCGUCACCAAGAUUGAUAUGCGCAUUAUUCCUGUUCUGUCAGUCAUGUACCUCCUGGCUUUUCUGGAUCGAACCAAUGUCGCCAAUGCCGCCAUCUUCGGCCUUCAAAAAGAUCUGGGACUGAGCGGCACUCAGUACAGCACCGCCCUGACCAUCUUCUUUGUGCCCUAUGUGAUCUUUGAGAUCCCAUCCAACAUCAUCCUCAAAAGACUUCGCCCCCAUGUCUGGCUGUCCAUCUGCAUGUUUGGCUUUGGCCUGGUGACGAUUUGUCAAGGUCUAGUCCAAGGAUAUGGCGGUUUCCUCACCACCAGAUUCUUCCUUGGCUUCUUCGAAACCGGCAUGUUUCCAGGAGCAUUCUACCUCAUUGGUAUGUGGUACAAGAGACAGGAAGCGCAGAAGAGAUAUACUUUCUUCUUCGCCAGCACCACUCUCGCCGGGGCUUUCGGUGGCUUGCUCGCGUCUGCCAUUGGCAAAAUGAACGGCAUGGAAGGCUAUCUUGGGUGGAGAUGGGUUUUCAUCCUAGAAGGCUGUCUGACCUGUGUCGUCUCCUUUGUUUGGUUCUUCGCCAUUCCCGACUUUCCUGAAGACGCGAAAUGGUUGACGGAGCCCGAGCGCGAGUAUAUCAAGGCUCGCCUCCGAGAUGAUCAGGGGAAGUCGGCCAUCGACCGACGUAUCACCGUCAAGGACGUCAUCAACUGCUUCAAAGACUACAAGAUCAUCGUGGGUGGCUUCAUGUAUUUUGGCUUGAUUGUGCCUGCCUACAGUUACGCUUACUUUGCGCCCACCAUCAUCAAGACGUACGGAUACAGUGCCAUUCAGACCCAGCUGCACUCCGUGCCUCCGUGGGCAGCGGCCUUUGGAUGGAGCAUGCUCACUGCCGCACUUUCGGAUCGGUUUCGCCACCGAUUCUUGUUUGCCAUGUUCAACAUUUGCAUUGCCAUUGCAGGCUUUGCUAUACUCAUGACCGUGCAUCACAAUACUGAUUUGGAAUACGGGGCGCUGUUCAUGAUUACAUCGGGAACAUACAGUGCCAUGCCCGUGAUUGUCUGCUGGUUCUCGAUGAACCUGGGCGGUCACCAUCGCCGCGCAGUGGGCACGGCGUGGCAGAUUGGAUUUGGUAACAUAGGAGGUAUCAUUGCAAGCUACAGUUUCGAGGCCACCGACGCCAAGACGUUCUUCCAUAAAGGCUACAGCAUCUGCAUGGGCUUCAUCUGCCUUAGCGCCGCCGCCUGCAUCAUCUACUUUAUUGCUUGCCUGACCCAGAAUCGCAAUAGAGAGAAGACACACGACGUCGGGCUUACAGAGUACGAGAAGACCGAAUUGGGGGAUAUGAGCCCGGACUACCGCUACAUGCUGUAGUGAGCAACGGCCACCGUCGGUGUCAUGCCGAGACAGGAAGAAAGAUUGUCUGUGUGGCACUGGCACCAAGUCGAGCUCACUUGCAAACCGCAUUCGGAGGGGCAGCAGGCCAACAGGACAAGCAGGUAGUCAUGGCCUGAGAUGUGUCGCGGAUCCGAAAUGGCCUCGUACGAGGAGUAGGACUCCGGGGUUCUAGCGCAGAUGGAAUUCCCAACGACCUGAAGCUGCAUUACCACGGAACACAUUCCGCAUUAUCACAUCGAGUCAUCCGUUAGACCUUUCGUUUAAACGCACACUAUUGCGAGGAGGCAGGAAGGUAGGGGCUAGGGUUGCAUCCGCCAUGGCAGGCAGGUGGAUUAGAGCCACCCAUGUUCCUUUUCCGUUGGUGUACCCGCAUGAUACAAUCCCACAAGGCUGGGCUGCAUGCAUUAUUCCCAUCUUCGUAUCCGAGGAGGAUCACUGCCCAUGCCAAAGACACGCCGAUUGACCACGCACAUCCAUCCCCGAGGCCAUUUCUCCCCUGCAUUUUCUCCAGAGCCGAAAUAGCCGCCUUACACGUUCUCCGUACACGAAGGGAAGUUACCGCUGGGUAAGGUCUCUAGGGCGCGGACGCUCCGAGCACCACAAGGUUG
Molecule: messenger RNA, 2907 nt
Organism: Cladophialophora immunda
Lineage: Eukaryota; Fungi; Ascomycota; Eurotiomycetes; Chaetothyriales; Herpotrichiellaceae
Exons: 6
Coding region: 749-2275 (508 amino acids)
Biological process (GO): transmembrane transport
Cellular component (GO): plasma membrane
Molecular function (GO): transmembrane transporter activity
Source: RefSeq, a predicted model, not a curated record